GUUACCAAGGAGAAACUAGAAACGACACCUUGGAUACAGGACAGGUACUAAGAAUUCAUGGUGUAUACAAACAAACCAGACUAUUGGCUAUAGUAAAGAGAGAUUCCAACAGAUGUUUUGGAUAUGGAGAUAUUUCAGUCAGUAUCCCACAACAUUGUAACAUACCGGUGUAUCUCAUCAAAAGAAAUAAUCCAGUGAAAUGUUCAGCUUUGCUACAUGAAGUUAUUGCCAAACAUAAACUACCAGUCGAAGUCAAGUGUGACACCACAGAGGAACCAGAAAUACCACUAAAAGGUCGUAGAGUGCGUUUAACCGGGGACAUUAUACUUAAAUUGACACAGGAAUGCGAUCUGAAAUUCAUGUAUGGGAACCCAGUUAAUGAAGGACAGUUAUAUCGUAAUGUUAUUUCGAUACCAUAUCACAUGAGCGGUUUAACGUUGACUGCCAUAACAGGGUUGGAAAAUGGUAACCAAGACUACUGGGUGUCCAUCUUACAUUCCAUGACUUAUACAGCAGACAACUACAUCAAAUUUGAAGGCAAAAUGGGCGGAAAUGAUUUUCUCACGUUUUCUACAUCAGCACCUACAUCUACUAUGGAAUAUGAUUUUAUUGGAACCAAUAAAUCUGAUAUGACAAUAAAUAAAACAAAAGACCCAACGUAUGUAUCGACUAAAUCCUCCAUUCAAGACGAACAUCUCUAUGAGGAAAUUCCGGCUGAUAAAAUCAAAUCCUCGGAGCAUAAUAUAUCUAACAACACAAAAGUGUCUUCAGAAGACAGUGAAAUAACUGAAAUUGCAAAUCUUCCAUAUGAAAAUUUCGAUAAAAUCAGUAUUUCAAACAAAACAAUAGUGUCUUCGGAGAACGAUGACAUUGAUGCAAUCUCAAAUCUUCCAUAUGAAAAUUUUAAUAAAUUUAGUUUUUCAAACAGAACAAUAGUGUCUUUGGAGGACUGUGGCAAUACUGAAAUCUCACAUCUUCAAUAUGAAAAUUUAAAGAAAUCAAAUUCGGUGAUUACUAAAUCAAAUUCUGGUGAUUUACAAACAGUUGCAACAAACUCUUCGACAGAUUUAGCAUUUAAAAACAGGGAGUAUCAAAAUACACCAAUAUUAGAAAGUACAAAUGAUUGCUUCGAAACAAAGAAGAUAACGGAUAAGACUUCGCCGAGGAUAAAUAUCGUAAAUACCACAUAUUGCCCUCCUGACGUCGAGAAUUUGUCAGUUCAAGAAUUAGGACAGUAUUUACAUGUUUUGAACUUGGGGAAACACGAAGAAACCCUUUCCGACGCCCUCAUUGACGGAUCUCUUAUCAAAGACUUGGAUGAAAAGUUUCUCCGUGAGGAGUUUGGUUUCACACGAUUUGAGGCGAUUAAACUGAUGAAAUUUGCGCGAGAUGGAUAUUUGCCGAAAACUUCACAAGAAACCUUUUUAUAACGAUCGUUUGCAUUUAUUGAUCAGCAUUUUAAAAAAAAGUACUUUUAUGGUCGAUUUUGUUGAUUUAAUUUAUUCCAUUAAAAAUGUAAAAAAGUAAAAGAUAAGAGUUUCCAAACCGAUUGAAUAUAUUUUGUACAUGUGACCUACAUGGGGGGAUAGAUUUUCUGUAACUUGUACAGUGAUCUUCAUUUAUAACUGCUAUGUCGUCAUUUUGGUUUUCUGUAAGAGAGUUGUAUUAUUGGCAAUCAUUCUACAUUUAAAAAAAAAAUCUAGAUUUAAAAAAACUUUGGUUGAACCUGUUGAAAACUUAUUUGAAACGGGAUAGCACAUUCUCAUUUUACGGAAAUGGUGUUAACCGUGCCCGAAAAUUUAGAAAUGAUCUUUGUAAAUUUAUCGCUCCUUUAAAUAAACUUGUUCUAAAAGGUUACCAAUUCAACACUGUAAUAAGAUCAUUGAAUAUUGUUUUAUUGGUAUAGAUAUUGAUUUUGUUAUCAGUGAAUUUAAAAAUUAA
Mytilus trossulus (common blue mussel) is the source of this 1941-nucleotide messenger RNA. RefSeq lists its product as uncharacterized. The transcript has 5 exons. Bases 360 to 1430 code for a protein of 356 amino acids. The record is from RefSeq and is a predicted model, not a curated record. NCBI's taxonomy places the organism in Eukaryota, Metazoa, Mollusca, Bivalvia, Mytilida, Mytilidae. Gene Ontology annotation, molecular function: protein binding.